AUGGCGGUGUCUGACGUAGGAUAUGGAUUAAAAAGCCAUACAAGAACCCAUACAGGAGAAAAGCCAUACAGGUGCCCAGAAGAAAGUUGUGACAAAGCGUUUAAAACCUCAGGGGAUUUGCAGAAACACAUCCGAACUCACACAGGUGAAAGACCAUUUAAAUGCCCAUUUGAAGGCUGUGGCAGAUCGUUCACCACGUCAAAUAUUCGUAAAGUGCAUAUUCGAACUCAUACAGGUGAAAGGCCAUAUUUCUGUCCAGAAGCUGGCUGUGGAAGAGCCUUUGCUAGUGCCACUAAUUACAAGAACCAUAUGAGGAUACACACAGGGGAGAAACCUUAUGUAUGUACUGUACCUGGUUGUGAUAAGCGCUUCACCGAGUACUCCAGUUUAUAUAAGCACCAUGUAGUUCACACUCAUUCCAAACCUUACAACUGUAACCACUGCGGCAAAACAUAUAAACAGACAUCUACGCUGGCAAUGCAUAAACGAACUGCACAUGGUGACAGUGAACCAACUGAAGAAGAAGAAACUUUCUUUGAACCACAGGAUGAAGUUACCUCUGGAGAUGAAAUCCUUAAAGGACAACCAAUUACCUAUGUAACCGGAGUUGAAGAAGACCAUGGGUUAUCUGGACAAGUUACUACAGUUGCUCAAGCAAAUGUAGGUCAGCAUAUGGCCCUUAUUGCGCAAGAUGGUACGCAGCAACAGGUCAACAUAUCUCAGACAGAUCUGCAAGGAAUUGGCAAUACUAUAACAAUGGUAACACAGGACGGCACUACCAUCACAGUCCCAACACAUGAUGCAGUUAUUUCAACACAAGAUACGCACUCAGUUACAAUGGUAACAACAGAUGAUUCAGAUGGCCAACAGGUGGCUAUAGUGACACCAGAUUGUGAGAUGAGGGGUGAAGCUACUAUAGCUGCACUACAGGCUGCAUCCGUUGAAGUAGAAAAAAUGGUCACCCAACAGAAUCAUGAGCAUCAUUUAGUGACUGGAGGAGCACGACCUGUCACGUUACUGGCUACAGCAAAUGGCACUCAAAUUGCAGUGCAGCUUGGCGAGCAGCAAUCAUUGGAAGAAGCGAUCAGAUUAGCAUCUAGAAUACAACAUGGUGAAACGCCAGGGAUUGAUGAACAUCAAUAAAGAAAUAAUUAAAAAUAAUGUAAGGGCUGCAGUUCUGCCUAUUUCUAACAAUAAUUGUACUGUAUAUAAUACACAGACUGUAUUGCUUACAGGCCCUGUGUAGCUUUUAAACAUUUUUAAAGCUGCAAUAUAUUGUUGUGAACAUCAUGAAUUUUCAAGCAUUCAUUUAGAGUACUAAUUGAAGAUAAGCUAAUGAAGCAGAAUUUUUGCACUGCGAACUAGUCUAAGUUGAAUAUUAAUUUACCUCCAAUCUUUGCUUGUAUACUGCUCUAACUUAUUUUGUCACUGCUCAGGUGCAUUAGAUACAGCACACUUAUUUGAAAGAAAAUAGUAUCUUUGCAAACCAGUAUUCAAGUUGGAAGUAUGAAUCAGAAUAAUAUUUACUGUACUACUGAUUUCCAGUUUAAAGAUAUGGAUUCUUUAUUCCUUAUUAGUUUAUCAACUUUACUGGACACAUACUUUUCCUGUUAAAUGAUCUUUGUUAAAGUUUACACAAACUUUUUCAUGAUAUAUUGCAGCUUUAGAGUGUCUGUUAACUGUGUACAGUUUGGACUAGACAAAUCAGGUUCUUGAUAUUAAGGUACUUUAAACUGUAGACCCAAAAAUGUGGAAUACCUGAGCGUGCAUUUAAAAACUUAAUUCUGCCUGUAUUUUCACACCCAGGAAAUCGAAGUAAUAGAAUAUUAUAUUCUAGUGGAAACAUUAAAGAUUUGAACAUAUUUGGGACUACAGUUUUACACCUUUGUGGAAAUUUAUUUCAUACUACUAAAAGGUGUUUGAUCUUUGCUUGUGACCAGUUACCUGUAAAUACAUACUAAUGCCACAGAUGUAACCUACAUUUUACUUUUUACAUAUGAUCAUGUAAAAGUACAAAAAGAGGAGCUUUGGUUGUGCAAUAUUAAAGAUAUACAAUCUAAGUUUAUGUUGCUUUAUUCAAAAUAACGUUUUUGUGUCAGGUAUUAUUCUGAAGGCAUUUUAUCUGAUAAAAACAAAGGAAAAAAAUACAAUUGGUUGCUUGAAUGAUUUGAUGAAUUGGUAAUAAAGGUGCAUCCUGUACGUAGGGUUUUAAACAGAUAUGCUUAGAUUUUGGCAAUAACAUCUAUCAAUAGAAAGGUUGAUUUAUUAAAGCAGAAAAGCCACUUUGUUAAGGAGACUUCAAGAAAGUUAUUGCUACUAUACUAUAUUUUUAAAAAAUAAAUUAGGGAAAAAUUUGAAAUGUUUACUUUUUUAUUUAAAGUAGUGUAACUUCUUGUCAGCAGGUUUUGCCAGGGAAAUUUUUUUUUAAGUAUAUUAAAAGAAAAUAUUUUGAAAUUAA
Messenger RNA from Rhincodon typus (whale shark), 2458 nucleotides. RefSeq names its product zinc finger protein 143-like. Gene Ontology annotation, molecular function: DNA-binding transcription factor activity, RNA polymerase II-specific; RNA polymerase II cis-regulatory region sequence-specific DNA binding. Gene Ontology annotation, biological process: regulation of transcription by RNA polymerase II; central nervous system development. Gene Ontology annotation, cellular component: nucleus. The record is from RefSeq and is a predicted model, not a curated record. NCBI's taxonomy places the organism in Eukaryota, Metazoa, Chordata, Chondrichthyes, Orectolobiformes, Rhincodontidae. The transcript has 9 exons. The coding region runs from base 1 to 1143 and encodes 380 amino acids.